AUGGUUUGUCCAGGAAUAACGUUGGGAUUGGUUAUCGUUUGCUUGCUGCAGUUUGGAUUGCUUCUAACAUACAUCGUGAGAGACAGUGGCAUGAUCCCUGUGAUUUCGAGUCUGCCAACGCCGACAAAAUGUCCACCCACCAAAAACACUACGACCACUACUGCGUCCUCGGCCAAACAGGAUUCAUCGUAUGAUUGCGACAACUUGUCAUCGUCCGUACUGAUAGCUAUCAAAUCGGGUGGAACCGAUCAAAAGUACCGUCAUCGCCGUCAGAAAUGGCGCGAGUCUGACAAAUGUGGCAAGGCGUAUGCUCAAGCCAACAUUCCCUACAAGUUCAUGAUUGGAUUACCACUGGAGAAGCCACUCAACCCCACAUCGCACAAUCAAGCCGCCGCCGAUACCCAGCAAGAAAUUAUCGAUACCAAGGCCCUCCAAACGGAGUUUCGCGCACACGGCGAUGUCGAAAUCAUGCCACUCCGAGAUGUCUACACGGAAAUGCAUCUCAAGACCUUUCGAAUUCUCGAAUGGGGCGUCCACCAAUCGUACACGCAUCACCCCAAUCUCAAAUUACUCGUUUUGCACGAUGAUGAAUACUGCGUCGAUCUCAAGGCAUUGCAAGCGCUCUGCCGCAAAACGGCCGAACAACCACAACCCGCCCAAAUGUACGGAGGACCCUACUUUUGGUCCAAACCCGGCUACGAGAUUCAAAAAGCAUUUGACCAAUCGUUUAGUCCGUACUUUUCGGGAUGGCUGUACGUUCUCAGUGUACCACUCGCCCAAGAGAUUGUGGAAGAUGUCGACACGAAGUUUGCAGGAAUAUAUGCCUCGCAUUCGGAGGAUUUGCAAGUGGGACGAUGGGUCAAGAAACAACAUCAACGCAAGGAUACCCCGCCGGUGCAGGUGGAAGUGGAAAAGACACUCAUAGUUGCGGCGUAG
Messenger RNA from Seminavis robusta, 936 nucleotides. The record is from the annotation of a GenBank genome assembly. Lineage: Eukaryota; Bacillariophyta; Bacillariophyceae; Naviculales; Naviculaceae.